Molecule: messenger RNA, 373 nt
Organism: Drosophila melanogaster (fruit fly)
Lineage: Eukaryota; Metazoa; Arthropoda; Insecta; Diptera; Drosophilidae
Gene: Anp
Product: andropin
Exons: 2
Coding region: 38-211 (57 amino acids)
Biological process (GO): defense response to Gram-positive bacterium; antibacterial humoral response
Cellular component (GO): extracellular region
Source: RefSeq, marked reviewed
CAUCAGUGUAAAAUUCGGAAAACCCAGCGAUCUAGUUAUGAAAUACUUUGUGGUCCUUGUCGUCCUGGCCCUCAUUUUGGCCAUCAGCGUGGGUCCUUCGGAUGCAGUAUUUAUUGAUAUUCUUGACAAAGUGGAAAACGCAAUACACAAUGCUGCUCAAGUGGGAAUUGGCUUUGCUAAGCCCUUUGAAAAAUUGAUCAAUCCGAAGUAAUUCUGCACUGCAAUUUAAUUAAUGUAUCGUUUAACGAAAAUAAACACAAAUUUUAAAAUCUGAAAAACAACUAAGUUACUAACGCAAGACUUUUAGUUAAGUUAGUUAAUAUAGACCGAGAUGUAUGUACAUACAUACCGCUUUCGCUUACAAUAAAAUGUU